UCUUCGAGCACACCGUGAGUGGACGAUCUGCGCGAUGGAAACGACAACCACCCCCAGCAUUGCGCUGUCCGCCGCAAAGGAAUGCACGCUCAAAUCGUGUACGCCACAUCUCAUGCCCUUCCACAUCGCCUAUUCUGGCCCUGCUCCAGUUAACACCUACUUUCGUCCACAACCAAUCGCUCCUCCUUCCUUUGGUUUCACCCCUACCACCUUAUCGGAAUCUCAAGACACCAUUGUAGACACAAAUUCACAACAAGACGCGUCUAACGCGUCUUCUUCGUCUUCACUUACGCUUAACGGUGACGCCACACCUCCAGUGGAGAAUGGAAAGCACUUUGUUGCUGCGUUCAGAGGGAGGACAGUUCACGGUUUGGAAAUCGAUUUGCCGGAAGGAUACACAGGCUUAGUCCUUCGUGCACCUUCCGCCAAUGCACCACCUCCGCCGUCCCGUACCAAACGUGAGGCGAACAAACGGUCCACACGACGUGCGAGACAGGCGGCAAUGGAAGAGGAAGAGGAAGAUGACGACAUGGAUGGUAAUGUGAUGGAACAAGAUACCCAACCUGAACGCAUGCUUACCCCCGCAUAUACAUUUGACAAACUCACGAUCUGGCAUCCCGACAUUCCGAUGGAUACGUCCAGAGACGAGUACUUCAGGGCGUUGUCCGAAUGGACGAAGCUUGGUGCAGUAGUGGGUGUUUCUGAGACAUACCCCUUGUAUUGAUAAGUCUGAUAGUCCGACCUUACUGCGUUCACAGUUACAUGACUACGAAGAGUAAUCACCUCCUUCUGGGCCUCUACCCAACUAAAGUUCAUUCUUCAAGGACAGUCAGAGAUCGGCAAGUUCGGACGUCGAGUAGCGUGGAGCCCGAAUGAGACGGUAUGCCCAAAAGCAUCCGGAUCGAGUCCCAUACGCGAAGGUACUGCCUCUUCGGAUGGGUAUACCUUCUUAUUGCGGACCUUCUACUAUAAAUCAUAGAGAAUGGCUUGGUAUUUCCUUGCAAUGACGAUCAUACUCGGAGCGUUUACAGUAGGCUGAGGUGUGCUUGCGGCUGGAUUGAAGACGGACGAUAGAGUGGCCGUCUGAUAAUAUAUGUAGCGUUACUUGCUGGUAUAUGGCACUGGGUCCUUCGGCCUCUGAUAUCAAUGAAUAGACGGCGGAAAG
This is a messenger RNA of Somion occarium, 1165 nucleotides long. Lineage: Eukaryota; Fungi; Basidiomycota; Agaricomycetes; Polyporales; Cerrenaceae. The record is from the annotation of a GenBank genome assembly.